AUGUACACUGCCAUCACCGCCGUCCUCGCCGCCUCGGCCACCAUGGUCUCCGCCGGAGCCAUCCCCCUCAUGCGCCGUGACGCCGCCAGCGUCACUCCCCACGUUGAGUACUCUUCGUCCGUCGGUGUCGUCGGCUGCAAGAUCAACACCAACCGUGUGGCCUACUGGCCCAUGUCUGUCAACUGCAACGAUAUCUGCGUCAAGGUGUCCAACGGCGAUAAGAGCCUGCACCUUCUCAAGAUCGACACGUCUGGCGGUGCCUACGACAUCUCGUACGACGCCUGGAACGAGCUCGGCUUCGGCUCCUCCGCCAGGGAGGACCCCCAUAUGGGUGGCGGCAUCGAUAUGACGUACGAGUUCGUCGACAACUCUGAGUGCUCUCACCUGCUCGACGACGGCAAGCUGCCCCUCCUGGCUGCCAACAGCAUGAACUAUGUCUCUUCCUGCCUCGCCGAGCCCAGCAGCUGGGUCGCCAAGAACUACAAGCUGUACAACAUCCUUGACUCCGUCUGCCACAGCGGUAUCGAUGAGGAGUGCAGUGUCGACCUGUCCGUCAGCAACCAGCCCACCUGCCCCUCGGGUCUCGGCAGCAACUCUCCGCUCGACAACCCUGUCUGGAACAUCUCGUACGGUACCGGCAAACUCGUCAAGGCUUAA
Messenger RNA from Geosmithia morbida, 657 nucleotides. RefSeq lists its product as uncharacterized. The record is from RefSeq and is a predicted model, not a curated record. NCBI's taxonomy places the organism in Eukaryota, Fungi, Ascomycota, Sordariomycetes, Hypocreales, Bionectriaceae. The transcript has a single exon. Bases 1 to 657 code for a protein of 218 amino acids.